This is a messenger RNA of Acanthisitta chloris (rifleman), 1140 nucleotides long. It is a transcript of the gene VSIG10, whose product is annotated as V-set and immunoglobulin domain containing 10. The transcript is spliced from 6 exons. NCBI's taxonomy places the organism in Eukaryota, Metazoa, Chordata, Aves, Passeriformes, Acanthisittidae. The annotation marks the transcript as partial. The record is from RefSeq and is a predicted model, not a curated record.
GGACGGAUGAAGUGGUGUAUGGCCAGCUCGGGGGGAGCAUCCUCCUGCUGUGCCGCAAUGUCUCCGAGGACGCAGCCGAGGUGGUGUGGUUCCGAGGGGAUCCACACUCCGUCCCCCCGCUGCUCUCCUCCAGGGUCUCCUUCCCACCCGACGUUCACUUCUCCCUGGUGGACAACAGCUCCCUGAAAAUCUCGGAGCUGCGUCCGCAGGACGAGGGCAACUACACUUGCAGGGAGGUGCUGAACAAGACAGACCACGAGCACAGGGUCCAGCUCCUGAUAGCCAAUCCACCACAGUCAACCCCAAAGUGCUGGACCGAGACCUCCUCGUCAGGGCUGAUGCUGCAGCUGUUUUGCAGCUGGCCUGGGGGGUACCCCCACCCCACCCUGCACUGGAGUGAGGAGGGGCACAAUCUGGAGAACUCCAGCUGGAUCAUCAGCUCCACAAGCUCCUCAGAUACCCACGUGGAGACCCUCAACAGCUCCCACCUCUCCCACCGCAAAGUCUUCAAGUGUGUGGGCAGCCACGUGGUCAAGCCGGAGCAGCCUGUGUGCACUGUGGAGAUAAAAAUCCCUUCACUGGAAACUGAUCCCCCCAAGACCUGCUUCGUGGGUGACAAUGUGACCCUGACAUGCCGUGUGACCGAGAGCACCCCGGCAGCACGGCUCACCUGGCUGAGGGACAUCACCCGGCCAGAGGUGGAGAUCCAGCCUGGAGGGAGAUUCCUCAUCACCCAGGAGGGCAAUGUGUCCCAACUCACCAUCCAGAACUGCUCCCAGGGCACUGAUGGGGGCUGCUACGUCUGCAGGGCACACAACCCUGUGGGGCUGAGGGAGCUCUUCGUCUGCCUGACGGUGAAGCGGCCGGUGACCAUCGCUGAGAUCGUGGGUGCUGUGGUGGUCCUGACCCUCCUGACUGGUCACAUUGUCACUGGGAUGGUCUUGUACUACAAUCCCCUUCUGUGCCUGAGAGGUGCUGCAUCCAGGAAUUCAGACUCAGGUGAUGUCGUAAUGCUGGUGGACUUAGAAGAUGAGGAGGAGGGGGAGGGGGACAAGGAGGCCACAAGCAGCAAUCAUGGGGCAGUGGCACUGGUCAAUGGGAACAGCACCCAGGCUGCUUCUCUGAACUACCUCAUGGAAG